UCUCGCCCGAUUUAUUCAUCAUUUUUCUCCAUUUUUCAAUCAACCAAGAAGUGUGUCGUAGUUUCAGCAUAGUGCGAAAGAAAAGAAUAUUUUUAGCAAUAAAUUUAGAAACUCAUCUUUUGAAACUUUCUGCAUUUGAUAGUUCGUCAGAGUUAAAAUUGCUGAGCGCUAGCGCUACGCAGUGACAGAAGUAAACAGCAAGGCAACUGAACAUCAGUCGUAAGUACAGGGCUGGAACAUUGUUUGGAUUCGGAAAGCAAUUCGUAUAAUCAAUCAUCAGCAAAUAACGGAUUUUUCAAAAAUAAGUUGUGCAAAAUGGCAUACCAACAGUACGCUCAAUACUGUAAUGCGUAUUACCAGCAGUUGCAAUUCAAUUCUGGGGGGUCAAUUCCGACGAAUGUGCCGCCACCGCCAAUUACGGGCGGUGGUUCUCCCGGAGGUGGAGCCCCGCCGAAUUUUGCCAAUGCUUCAAUGUCAUCAGCCGGAGGAGAGAAUCAAUCGGGUGGAACCGGUUCUGAUGGAUCAUCCUCGCCGUCGUCAGGUAGUUUAUUGAACAAGUCAUCAUUUUUUAGCUCCCCGCAACAGCAGGAAGGAAACAUGCAAGGAUUCAAACAAGCACCGAGUCAGUUCGGUCCGAUUCGAUUCAACAUCAACAAGCAACCGCAGCGGGUCAGUCCGUUGGUUCAAAGCAAUCCGCUGACAAAUGGGUCUCCGCAGCUUCCUCCGCCGCCCCAACAGCAGCAGCAGCAGCAGCAGCAGCAACAAUUCAACCAGAAUAACAUGCAGAUGAGCAAGCGUAAAAAGAAAAAGAACAAAAAUAACAUGAACAAUAACAUGGGAAAUCAGCAGCAGAACAAGCAAAUGUUCAAUAAUGGAGCCGUUCCGCCACCGAUGAUGCCUCCGAGUGGUCCAAGUUUUCCUCCACCAGUGCAGGUGCCGGAUUUAAGUAAGCCUCCGCCGCCAUUCCCCGGUCAUCAGUCUAACAUCGGAGGAACCAUCAGCACAACUGUUCCGCCCCCACCGGUAGUGAAGAAACCGGAUCCCUUCAACAAUCCCACAGACGCUUGGCCGGAAAGCUUAAACAACUUUGUCGCACGUUGUUACGCCAAAUGCAAGACAGAUUUCGAUAAGGAUCAAAUCGAUAUUUGCCUUAAAGGGCGUAUCACAGCUGCUGCGAACAAAGGUGAACUUUGGACAAAAGAUUGGGAUAAUGAACCGGUUCCGAGUGUCCACAGCGAACGUGCUCUGCUGACGCCAAACAAUAACAAGCUCAAACAGUCGCCGGGAAUAGUCGGAAGCAUCAGUCAAUAUCAGAAUCAGAAUGGCCGGAGCAAUAGUCCCAUAAAUGGAUUCGGUCGAAACAGUCAAAACUUCUCCUCCCGAAAGAAUGGCAGUGCGGUAGGGGUUUCCCAUUCUCUUGGCUCUCGACUGGGGAACAAGUCCGGUUCGAAAAAGUCUCGAUCGUCUCGCUCGCGGUCUCGAUCCCCCUCCAGUCGUUACAGCAGCAACCGUACCCGUCACAGUCGCUCUUCCAGCUCUGAUUCUCGAUCUCCACGCCGAAAGCGCCGCUCGUCCGACAGUAGCGAAGAUAGUCGCAAUUCGUCUGGAAAGUCUUUCAAGCUCAAAAAUCAAAAACUCGGUCAGAAAAAUAAUAAAUCAAAUACCAAUGGCAAGAACCAAACCCAGAAACGAUCCGGGUUCUAUUCGGAGCAUGGUCAGAUCGGUGGCGCGGUGGAUGGUGAUCAGGAAGCGCUGAAGAAGCGUGCCGCCCGGUUUAACAAUUCUCACGUCAAAAAAGUCUCGCCUCCCAGCUUCGCUUCGUCUUCGUCGUCGUUGGUAAAGAAACGUCUCCAGAUGCCGACGCCGUCCCGCUUAUUCAUCGAUGAUGCCGUCGGAGACGGAGACGGUGGAUUGGAUCUGUUCGACCUGCACAUCGUGGGAACGUGCCGGGAUUUGGAGAAGAGUUUUCUGCGUCUCACGAAGGCCCCAGCCCCGUCCGAGGUACGCCCGGUUGAAGUUUUACGCUACUCGCUGCAGAACGUCAAGAAUAAGUGGGUCGAGAAGCAGGAUUACUAUUAUGCCUGUGACCAGCUGAAGUCCAUCCGACAGGAUUUGACGGUUCAAGGCAUCCGGGACGCGUUCACUGUGCAGGUCUACGAAACACACGCCCGUAUAGCGAUGGAAAAAGGUGACCACGAGGAGUUUAAUCAGUGCCAGACGCAGCUCAAGAUGCUUUAUUCCGAAGUGGGAGGCGAGAAUAUAUUAGAAUUUACGGCAUACCGUAUCCUGUAUUAUAUUUUCACCAAGAACACGCUCGAUCUGACCACCAUCCUCAAAGCGCUCACUCCGACCGAACGGGAACAGGAAGUGAUUAUCUUUGCCCUCAAGCUGCGAUCGGCUUGGGCUCUCGGAAACUACAGUCGGUUCUUUAAUUUGUACCGGGCGGCUCCACUGAUGGCUGGUUAUCUGAUUGAUUGGUUUAUCGAGCGUGAGCGUAAAAUCGCCUUGAAGAACAUAAUCAAAGCUUAUCGUCCCAAUUGCCCGGUGGACUAUGUCAGUCAAGCAUUGGCCUUUGAGAGUGUGGACAAAUGUCUCGACUGGUUAUCGGCGUUCGAAUUGACCUUUAUUACCAAGCAAGGCGCGACGGAGGAAAACCAAGCUGGUGCUGCUGCUGCAUCUUCGACGACGACAAAAUUCAUCGACUGCAAGACCAGUAUGAAUGUGUUGGCAAACUUCUAAGCUAGUCUCCUCGUGGUUUGACCAAAGAUUUCACCAUCAAAAUAACCUCCUCGUUUCGUGAUCCAAUGGGCGUAAAGUACUGUCGCUAUUGUACUUUACUUGGUUGUCUACUCUUGCCCUCCUACUGAUUAUCGUUACCCAGAUCAGUUAGCAUCAUUUUCCAUCCCAGAUUUCUUCACGAAGAAUGUUCCUCUUGGUCGAUGGAGAAUAAUGACCGAGCCAACCGAGAUAGCAAAUGGGAUUCGUUUUAGAAUUCCGUCAGCGAGGAGGACUAGCUACGCCCAAAUUGCCAAAUGGAAGGAGGUUGAGGAGACAGCGAGGAAUGAAGAAUGGAUCCAGUCAUUUUCCGUGGAACAGAAUGGAAGAAGAAUUGUGUUGUGUUGCGUGAUUGUUAUCUUAAUGAACUGUCGAUUUGUAAUGAAACGGAAUGGACAUUGUUUCCGGGGUGGCGACCGAAAUGUGUCUGUGUCUGCUAAGCCUUGUGGGGAUCAUCAGUAAAGGACCCGACUAUUUGGACGUGGAGGAACCGUGGAUGGACCAUACGCUCGAGGAUUGGAGACAGAUCAAGAGCUGCUGAAGAUCGUUCGGCACGGGAUUCUAAAUCCCACACUAAUCUGCCAAAACAGUUAAUUCUGGUUGUUCACCUGUCUGGAAGAUGUCUGGCUAUUGACACUGAACAAGAAUAACACCAAAUGGAGGCCAAGCAAAGUAUGCCGCUGUCAAGUAACUUCAACAUUGUUAACUCGAAUCAAUUUGAGGUAACAGUUGAUGAAACCAAUCUUGGGACAGGCUGACGGAUUGGAUGCUGCUGCUGUACCAUACAAAAGCACUUGGACGGAUGCGAAUUGGAUUGGAGAUCCCACCACAGGGCUAGCGACUCGACAUCGACUGAUUCAUUGAUAAGAAACGCGACGCGUGUGUUGUAGAAGAACAGCUGGGUUUGACAUUUGAAUGAACAAAAUGAAUAGGAACUUUCAAAAAUGGCAUUGCACUUCUGUAGAAUUAUUUUGCGAAGGUGCUGUGCAUAUGUAUAUAAUGGUUUUGGUUGGUAACUGCUUACUGCCAACACUAUCAUAGUGUAGAGAAAAACUUUAGUUCAGAAGAACCCAUCUGAAUAUAGUGCACAGGUGUAAAUAUUAGAAUGGAAACAAAAACUUUACUAAGAACCUUUUUUGAAGUGAUAUGGGGAUAGAAUUCUAUUGGAAUGGUCCAAUUCAUCAAUUUGGUGCGCCUGGAUGGGAUCCAGUGAAAAAUCGUGGGAAAAGGACUCUUCUACCCAGAAUUUUGCAGGUCGAGCUGAAAGCGCACACCCUCAAUUACCAGAGCAUACAAACGAUCAACGCCUGAUCGAUGCCGGAAUGGUGCGGUGCGUAAUACUGAAAGAAACGGGUAACUCUCCUGAACAGUUCCAAUCCAUAAUCCAUCCGCAAGCAGCAUAAUCCUUUUCCCUACAAAUCCCAUCUCAGGAACUCUAUUCGAUCCCGUCUCAAGCCAAUCCUAUCCUACGAUUAUUCCCAAUGUCCCUCAAGUGGAAGAAAUCACACUCUUUCCCAUCAACGGAGCAGAACGACUGACGUCUGAAGUAGAACAAUGAGCAAACAUGGCUGGAAGAGAAUGAACACGUGUGCGGGUUAAAUUUCAAUUCAAUUUGCUUUGGUUUAGUUUUUGUUAUUUUCGUUACCGUUUUUUCUUCGUUAACUAAUUUUACUUGCUAAUGAAAUACAAUAAUUCCUAAUGAAAGAACUAGCAUUACCAAUUGUUGGGUAGAGGCAAAACCUAUCGUCCUUUCCAUCGUCGCUACGGAUGGUUAUUUCAGUCCCUUACAAGCUCUAAUGUAUUGGAACGCUCGAUCCUGGUGAUACUCAAUAAAUAUUCGUGAUUAUUUCAAA
Messenger RNA from Armigeres subalbatus, 4628 nucleotides. Its product is annotated as leukocyte receptor cluster member 8 homolog. The coding region runs from base 316 to 2739 and encodes 807 amino acids. The transcript has 5 exons. The record is from RefSeq and is a predicted model, not a curated record. NCBI's taxonomy places the organism in Eukaryota, Metazoa, Arthropoda, Insecta, Diptera, Culicidae. Gene Ontology annotation, cellular component: nucleus.